AUGCCUUCUGUCGCAAGCAUUCAUAAGCGCCAUGCCUAUGGCAAAGAUGCGCAUACCUACUACCCCGUUCUCAUUGUCGGCGCCGGAGAGUCAGGCGUGGCGAUGGGUUGUCGGUUGAAGCAGGUCCUGGGGACAGACCAGUUUCGAAUCUUUGAGCGACAAUCUGGUAUUGGAGGUACUUGGUGGAUCAACCGGUAUCCCGGUGCUGCCUGUGACAUUCCGGCAUUAUUCUACUCUUUCUCCUUUGCCCCGAAGAAGAACUGGUCGACCUUGCACCCGUCUGGUCCUGAAAUCGCGCAAUAUCUCGCCGACGUCUGUGAAAAGUAUGAGAUCGUCGAUAAGAUUCAGUUCCACACCGACGUUAAGAAUCUUCGGUGGAUUGAGCAAGAUGAGGAGUGGGAGGUAACCCUUUCGCAUCUUGUUCCUGGAACCGGAGAUCUAUCGGCUUAUGAACGGGAGCAACUUGCUAUUGAAGACGGGUCCCACGCAGUCUACAUCAAGGAAGAGAUUGUGCGCGCCAAGGUCGUCGUCAGCGGAGUAGGAGGGUUGGUCGAGCCAAAGACAUGGCCAAAGGAUAUUCCCGGAAUCGAGAGCUUUGAAGGAGAAAUCAUGCACACAGCCCGAUGGGAUGACGAGAUCGAUCUACAAAAUAAGGACGUGGUUGUUUUCGGCUCGGGAUGCAGUGCCGCACAAGUGGUCCCUGAACUGGCGAAACCCGAAGCCAAUGUUCGCUCUAUCACACAACUAAUGCGAACGCCUCCGUGGGUGCAACCUGAUCUCCUCCCACCCCAUUUACUGGAGAAAUGGGAUAGAUGGAUGCCCACUCUGUGCACUAAUAUCCCGGGCCUGUCACGACUUCUACGCAACAAUGUGUUUCUCAUGCUUGAACACAACUUCUUCGCCAUGUUUACGGAUUCUGCUUACGGUCGCUGGAAGAGACCACAGAUCGAAGAAGCCUUCCUUGCUCAUAUGCGCAAGAUGGCACCUGAAAAAUACCACGAGGUUCUCACCCCGGACUACAGCUUAGGCUGUAAGCGUCGCAUCAUUGACGGCACUUGGUACCGCAGUUUGAACUCAUCCAAGGUCGAGCUGACCACGCAACCACUGACCCGUGUCCACGCAAAGAGUGUGACCAUCGGGCCGGGCAGCUUCUACCCGCGUAACCAGAGCAAUCCUACCGACGAGGUUCGGGAGAUCCCCGCCGAUGUGCUCAUUCUGGGCAACGGCUUCGAGACGAACAAAUGGCUGCAUCCGCUCAAGAUGACCGGUAAGGGAGGCAAGGAUAUUCAGGAAUUGUGGGACGAGCGUGGAGGCGCACAGGCGUAUUUGGGAAUUGCGAUGGAUCAGUUCCCUAACUUCUUCAUGUUGUUCGGUCCUAAUACGGCGACGGGACAUACUAGUGUCAUCUUUGCCACUGAGAAUGCGGUUAAUUACUCGCUCAAGUUCAUCAAGCCCAUUCUCGAGGGUAAGGUGAGUUCCUAUGAGAUUAAGGAGGAAGCCGAGCGUGCGUGGACAAAGCAGCUGCAGGAUCAACUGCAGAAGACUGUCUUCCGUCGGGGCUUGUGUACUAGCUGGUACAUUACCGAAGACGGAUGGAAUUCUUCGACUUACCCCCGAUCUGGGGAAACGGCCUUCCCCGACCCCGCGAGCGUGGAAGGUCUCCGCACUCCAUCGCCGCCGAUACUCUCCAGCCUUCUCCUCUGGCAUCUUGUCUUAUCAAGUAAAAUGGCUUCCGAGUCGCCUCAACUUGAAAGUACUCCACCACAGACAGGUCCUGGCGAUCAGGCCACUACUCCUGGCACCGAUUCCGCCAAGAGGAAGGCGGAACAGAGCAACGGAACCAGCACGCGCGCAAAGCGGAAUCGUUACAUCUCCAUUGCAUGCAACGAAUGCAAGCGUCGCAAGAUCAAGUGCCGAUAUGCGCCAAAUUGCUGCAACAAUAACUUCAAGGACUCCGACGAGUUCCGCUCGAUGACCUCUCAGAUCACGACUCUGCAAGACCAGGUCAAUAAUCUAUUCACUAAUCUCAACGAGCUCCGUACUCGGCCCGCCUUCGAGUCUCCAUCGUUUGAUCAUCUCUCUCGCGAUGGCUCCCAGCCGGUCUUCACCCCGAUGCCCGCGACCAUGCCGAAGACACGAUCCCGUCACCCACGAUUCCAUGGGCCCACCAGCUCGGCAUUUAACUUCGAUGUUGCAAAAUCUAGCCUGCAGAGUAUGGGUAUCACCCAGGGAGAAGACGGAAUUCCCGAUGACUUGACCACGGCGCAUGUCACGCCAACUGGAUCGCCGCCUCCUCACAUGGGCCCGCUUGUGCCGACGAUCCAUCCGACCAAGGAUCCAAUCUGGACUAUCCGUCGAGAAGAAGCUGUGCGUUUAUGCAAGGUGUACGAAGAAGAGAUUGGGAUUAUGUAUCCCGUGGUGGACAUUACCACCGUGACUAAUCAGGCUAAUUUGUUGUACACUUUCAUGGAAGCUGCCACGCGGACUGGAUUUGCUCAAAGAGGACUCCCGGGCUCUGACAGUCUUCAGGAUGAUAGUACUAUUUUGUUAAAGUUGAUUCUGGCUACCACGCUGGUCGUGGAAGCAGGUGGUCAAAGUGAGCUCGGCCAGAGACUUUUUCUGAGUAUCAAGCCGGUGAUCGAGUCGAAGUUGUGGGAGCCGCAUGAUAUUAAAAAUAUUCAACUCUUUGCUAUUGUGGCCACUUAUCAUUUCCAUACUGAUGACGAUGCUAUGGCCUAUCGGUUGAUCGGCUUGGCUGCGCGCAUGUGCCUCGAGAUGGGUCUUCACCGUAAGGAUGCUUUGAUGAAGUCUUUCCCUCUUGAGACCCAGUGGAACGAGAUCACUCGAAUCUUCUGGACUGUAUACAGCCUGGAUAGGCGAUGGAGUCUAGGCACGGGCUUGCCCUUUGUAAUUCAAGACGAAGAUAUCGAUCCCAAUCUACCCGAACCGGAUUCGUCUUUGCUUUAUCUACGUUGCAUGAUUUCUUACAACCGAAUCAGUUCUAAGAUAUGGUACUCUGGCCUUGGCUCAGAAGGCACCACCGAUAUACGACGCGACGAGAUUGGAUAUUUGGAUUACCAAGUCCUGCAAUGGUACAAACAGGUACCAGACGAACUCAAAUUCUAUCCCGUGGAAUCGCCCAAGAAUGGCGAGCCUGCAAGUCGGGGAAUGCGACGUCUCCGCAUCCUGCUAUAUCUACGCAUGAACCAGCUACGCAUCCUCAUAUAUCGCCCUGUCCUCCACUCGGCCGCAAGUAUUGUCGAGGACCGUGGUCAUGCACAGACCGUGGUCGAUGUUGCCAAGGACACUGUACGGGUCCUCACCCGCCUCAACCAGAUGUCUGAUAUCUACCGCACUCAGCAGAUCACGUUCAACUAUUUCCUUGUUGCUGCUCUGGCGGUCCUCUUCCUUGCAGUGUGCCAUGCCCCGGCCGAUUUCAACCGACAAGUACGCGACGAGUUCUACAUGGCGCUCGAUCUAAUCAACGGCUUCAGCACGAAGUCUUAUGUAUCGAAGCGGUUGUGGAAGACCAUCAAGGGGCUCCGCAAAAUCGGCGAGAAACUGGGCGUUCUAGCCCGACCCUUUGGAAAUGACUCGAAUGAUCCUCACUCAAGUGCAGCCGUGGCCAUGGCUGGUCUUGCAGGGCACUCGAUUGACGACUUAUCUGCUUACGGCCCGAUGAAUGGGGUAAAUGAACUUGGCAAUAGCCCCUUGAAUGGACUACAGAUGAGCCACGAGCUCACGAAUUUGUUUGAGGCGGUCGGGUCGUUUGGGAACUUUAUGCCCCCGACGAGUGGUGCUGAUGGGAUGAAUGGGUUUGUUGGUGAGGAUGGCGAGAUCCAUAAUACUGGAGAGGGACUCUCUGGUAUCCUGGGCGGCGAGGAGGAAUUUUCGCGCAUCAUCCGUGGCUUGUUUUGA
Molecule: messenger RNA, 3918 nt
Organism: Penicillium cosmopolitanum
Lineage: Eukaryota; Fungi; Ascomycota; Eurotiomycetes; Eurotiales; Aspergillaceae
Exons: 8
Coding region: 1-3918 (1305 amino acids)
Biological process (GO): DNA-templated transcription; regulation of DNA-templated transcription
Molecular function (GO): N,N-dimethylaniline monooxygenase activity; DNA-binding transcription factor activity, RNA polymerase II-specific; flavin adenine dinucleotide binding
Source: RefSeq, a predicted model, not a curated record